Messenger RNA from Exophiala aquamarina CBS 119918, 1392 nucleotides. RefSeq lists its product as uncharacterized. The transcript has 2 exons. Gene Ontology annotation, molecular function: hydrolase activity. NCBI's taxonomy places the organism in Eukaryota, Fungi, Ascomycota, Eurotiomycetes, Chaetothyriales, Herpotrichiellaceae. The record is from RefSeq and is a predicted model, not a curated record. The coding region runs from base 1 to 1392 and encodes 463 amino acids.
AUGCCAAAAUUCACGCUUUUCAGUCACUAUCUCCCGGCGGCGGCGAAAGCUGCAUUUCUUCAUCUGCUCGGCAUCUCGGAAACAGCAUCAAUUUGGGACAUCAAGACUGCGUUGCUGGUAGCUCUGCUUAAGGCAACAUUCACCGAUCCUCGGCCGGGAACUCUUCUGGAUUCCCAGCAGGCUUCACUUCGAGAGGCCAAAGCCACCAUCCCAAUUCACCUUUUGAAAGUCGAGCUUGCACUCCCAGCCGACACAGACCUCAAAAACGUUGCUUUUGCCGCCAUAAAACGACUGGGUAGUGAUAGGGAGACAUUUACAGAGCCAACUCUAAAAUCUAUCAAGGCAGAAUGGGUUGGUCAUCGAAAGACCCUUGAAACUGGGGAUGUAGACGGGUCAGAGGCAGGAAAGUUUUCGGCUCUAAAGAGAGAUAUGCUGAAUCAUAUCACGAUACUAUACCUCCAUGGUGGACAAUUUUGGCGCAUGGGAAGGUCACUACGAAAAAUUACGGAUUCCUUGGCCAAGGAAACUGGAGGGUGUUGCUUUGCUGUCCAAUAUCGCCUCUCUCCUCAAAACCCUUUCCCUGCUGCGUUAUUAGACGGACUCGCAGGCUAUCUCUGUUUACUCUAUCCACCCGAAGGAGGUCUACAUGACGCAGUGCACGCAAAUGACAUCUGUUUUGCUGGCGACAGUUCCGGUGGAAACCUAGUCCUCGCCUUGAUACAGCUGAUCCUUGAAAUCAGGAGGCCGAAUGGAAAAGGUGGCAUUGUGUGGCAAGGAUCCCAGAGAGAGUUGCCACUACCAGCUGGGGUUACAGCUCUUUCACCAUACAACGACAUGACCCGUGCUUUGGACAGCAGCGAAAGGUCGAACUAUAAGUACGAUAUCAUCCCCCGGCCUGGUCCACCCUUCUUAGGAUUUGACCGAUGCAGCAUUUGGCCAGCCAGUCCUCCACGACACCAUGUUUAUGCUAAUGAUGAUAGUCUGGCUCAUCCUCUGGUAUCCCCAGUAACAGCCAAAGACUGGUGGGGCGCACCUCCUACGUGGAUUUGUGUUGGAGAAGAGUGCCUGGCAGAUCAAGGACUACUGGUGGCUCAAAAUAUGGCUUCGCAAGGAGUUACUGUCGCCGUGGAGCAGUACCAGGCUAUGCCUCAUAACUUUGCACUGAUAAUGGACCAUCUAGAAGCAUCCACAAAAUGCAAGGCGCAGUGGGCAUCGUUCAUUCGAGACGUUGUUGACAACCCCCUUUCUAUUGAGACACGAGCGUCCAAAUGGUCUGACAGGGGACGCACGAACACCAAGCUGGAUAUUGAUAAAUUGGUGCCUAUCUCUCCGGAGACCUUGGCGAAGAAUAUGCAUUCUGAGAUCGAGAAAUGGGGAUCACCACUACCCUAG